UGUGUGUGAGUGCGUGGUGCCGCCGCGUCCGUCCGUCCGUCGUCUACACCCAGGCAACAGUCGUGUCGCGGUGCGUGUGCGUAUGCGAGCCCCAGUGAGUGGCGCGCGCGUGUGUGUCUGUCGUGUCCGUUUAGUUGUCCGUUUAUGUUUGUGAGUGUGAUAAAAAAUUUUUUUAUUUUCGAAUGAAUGUAUGCUUGGACUUCAGUGAACGCGAAAAAUUUCUCGUCGCAUAAAAUAGAAAAAAUUUAUUUGUUCUCGUCGUCCUCUCGAUUUUCGCUCGACCAAAGUGCAGUACGACACACGCACACUCCGGGACCAUACAUCUUAAUGUACGUCAGAAGUGACGCGAUGGGAACGUGACGCUGGCUGCAACGUCAGCUAGUAUGAGCGAGGGUGGCGGGGAGGCCAUGGCCUCAUAUGGUACGGCGGGUUACCCGCCACCACAGCCUGCCACCCCGUCAUCAACUGUACCCGAGUCGAAGACACCAGGCCCGGCACCAGGUCUUCCGCCGUUUAGCUCGUUUUCGGCGGUCGAGUUGGCUGAAGGACUAGGCGCCAGGCUCGGUCCAGGGGACGGCUACGACCCGACCACCGGUCGAAUAAUGGACAUGCACUGGGACUACAACCCAGACGGAUUGCACAGGCCGGAUCUGUACCCGACUACGAUGAUAAUACCACAACCGCAAUCGUAUCGGCCUUGGGAGAGCAAGCUGGACGGCAGCAACUCACAGGACUCCAUGUCCAAGGGGUCGUUUGACUAUCCUCCAUCUCCGGCCGGUAGCAAGUUGCCGUCGUUUCAAUCACAGUUUAACUUCCAAAACGACCAACAGCAACCGGAAACAGUUUCGUUGACCACGCUGACACCAGCGGCCGUGUCACCGACACAGUCGCCUGGUUUGCCCAGUUUUCACACGCUGUCUACGGUGAACGUGGCAGCGGCUACUGGACCUCGAGGUUAUCCAACCCUAGUCCCGGGCAUCCAGCAACAGUUCCUGGACGAACGGGCUGGCACCAUACAUUUGUUCCAGAGUCCACAAUACCCGCCGCCCCCGCCCCCGCCACAAGCGUUCGCGCAACAAAAUCACCAUCAUCACCACCCACACCAAAACACCAUCAUUCAAGGAAACUUUAUGGGUGCCCCACACCACCAGUCCAACCAGGCAACACUGUUGACGGUGGUGAAAACGGAACCAGUUGCCAUCGUGUCCGCACAGAUACCCAGUCACGUAUACCAGACCGCAGGUGGUACGUACAUCGAUUCGAUUAAGAUGGAAGAUACGCUGUCGCCGCGCGGGCUACAAGAGUCUCGGAAAAAAGAACGGCGAAAAGUACGGGCGUCCAGCAUGGACAGCUCUGUAGAAAGUGACGGCGUGGGCAGUUCCAGUGUGGAGAGCUCGGGACAGGUGGCUGCCGUGAGCAGCACCGCCGGCUUUAAGUCACCACUGGUCCAGCAUAACGUGGUCGGAAUGACGGGUGGUGGCAACGUCGGCAACGUAGGUGGGUCUAUGAUGGAUUCGGAUCACUGUGAAAACGGCGCCAACGGUAUGGAUAAGCAGACGAAAAAGAAACGGAAACGAUGCGGCGAAUGCAUAGGAUGUCAACGGAAGGACAACUGUGGUGAUUGCGCGCCGUGUAGGAAUGACAAAAGUCAUCAGAUAUGCAAGAUGAGGAGAUGCGAGAAGCUCACUGACAAAAAGGUAAGCGAAUGGCGUGGGAACCAUUGUGUGCGACAAUAAAUUUAUCUUGAAAAA
Messenger RNA from Melanaphis sacchari, 1751 nucleotides. Its product is annotated as DNA N6-methyl adenine demethylase-like. NCBI's taxonomy places the organism in Eukaryota, Metazoa, Arthropoda, Insecta, Hemiptera, Aphididae. The coding region runs from base 384 to 1736 and encodes 450 amino acids. Gene Ontology annotation, molecular function: methyl-CpG binding; zinc ion binding. The transcript has 2 exons. Gene Ontology annotation, cellular component: nucleus. The record is from RefSeq and is a predicted model, not a curated record.